Messenger RNA from Protopolystoma xenopodis, 357 nucleotides. NCBI's taxonomy places the organism in Eukaryota, Metazoa, Platyhelminthes, Monogenea, Polystomatidea, Polystomatidae. The record is from the annotation of a GenBank genome assembly.
AUGGACGCCUUCAAGUCUCAAUCGCUCAGCAAUCCACGCCUCGAUCCGCCCGGUUAUCAGUCAUCCGAUCUGUAUUCUCGCGUUGACUACUCCCUUAUCAACUCUUCUCCAUAUUUCUCUUAUUCGACUCAUCCCUCAUUCGUCGACAUGGAAAUGGAAGUUCCUUCCCUUUGUCCUGUCAGAAGCCUCCCGGUCGCGCCUUCGUUGUCCCUCAUGCCUACGCUCUCAAACCCAGGCCUUGACGUAGAGACAAAUGCAAAUCAGCAGUUCGGCCAUCAUCCGACUCGAAAGUCCAAAUCCCGCCGAGUUCGUAAGCAGGUGCACUCGUGCUCUAGACCUCCGGACCGUGAGAUCUAA